Molecule: messenger RNA, 1253 nt
Organism: Trichomycterus rosablanca
Lineage: Eukaryota; Metazoa; Chordata; Actinopteri; Siluriformes; Trichomycteridae
Gene: hes6
Product: hes family bHLH transcription factor 6
Exons: 4
Coding region: 208-879 (223 amino acids)
Biological process (GO): regulation of transcription by RNA polymerase II; regulation of neurogenesis; anterior/posterior pattern specification
Cellular component (GO): nucleus
Molecular function (GO): DNA-binding transcription factor activity, RNA polymerase II-specific; protein dimerization activity; RNA polymerase II cis-regulatory region sequence-specific DNA binding
Source: RefSeq, a predicted model, not a curated record
CCCACAGUAUACAAUACACGCGACUCUCUCUCUCUCUCUCUAACGCUCGGUGCGCGUGAGUGUGUGUAUGCGCGUGUACAGCUUUGUCUCUGAUUGCGCUCGCGCACCAUCUGCUUCUCUCUCGCGCUCGCGCUCUCUAUCUCUCUCUCAUUCAGCACUGUUAGCGUCACUCCGGCUCUCUCCCUUUCUGCUCCAAAUUUCGGCAAUAUGGCCCCUGCUUCCCGUAAUGGCAGAAACGAUGCGGACCACUACAGUAUCAAAGGAGACAGGAAGACAAGAAAGCCGUUGGUGGAGAAGAAGCGGCGCGCGAGGAUUAAUGAAAGUUUGCAGGAGCUGCGCUUGAUGCUAGCUGACUCAGAUGCGCAAACAAAGAUGGAGAAUGCUGAGGUUUUGGAAAUGACCGUGAAACACGUGGAAAGUAUUCUUCAAAACAGAGCCAAAGCAGCUGACAACAUGAACCGUGAGGCGAGUGAGCGGUUUGCAGCUGGGUAUAUCCAGUGCAUGCACGAGGUGCACACUUUUGUGUCCAACUGUCCUGGCAUUGAUGCCACCAUUGCCGCUGACCUUCUCAACCAUCUGCUCGAAUGCAUGCCUUUAAACGACGAGGAUCGCUUUCAGGAUCUCCUGUCCGAUCUGAUCGGAGAUGCCAACGUUAGCGCCUGGCCGAGUGAGGCGAUGUACCCUGCGCUGUCCCCCCAGGGAGGAAGUGCAUCUGCUAGCCAGUCGUUCCACUCCCCAUCCCCUUCCAGCACGUCCAGCGACGACCUGUGCUCGGACAUCGACGAGACCGACACGGAACACGGCCACGCCAAUAGUCGGGACCCACAGGACAACAUGCCCACGAUUUUCCAUUCCAAAUCAGUAUGGAGACCCUGGUAGACCUGGACUGGAUUAAACUGGAAUGACCUCUUUGAUUACGUCGGGUUAUAUAUAUGCAACCUGUAGCUGUUAGUGUGCAGAUUGAUUUAGAAGGACACGUAUGAGUUUAACUGGAUAUAAGGAAUGUCUGUGACAGUAAUGAGAAGCUCUUCAUGGUGAAACAGCUAAAAUCACCUAAACAUCAGCAUAUUUGUAGCCUAUUUAAAUGUUUUGUAAAAGCUAAGUUAAGACAUUUUAAUGGAUAUUUGUUGUUUUAAUGGUUUACUUGUACCUUAAUAAUAUUGUAGUAGAUGUUGUGUAUAUAUUUCGUUGUUACUGUAGAUAUACUAUUGAUGAUAUGACUUGUUUUCUUCAUUAAACAUUUUGCCCAGUCA